Molecule: messenger RNA, 1494 nt
Organism: Elephantulus edwardii (Cape elephant shrew)
Lineage: Eukaryota; Metazoa; Chordata; Mammalia; Macroscelidea; Macroscelididae
Gene: GABRE
Product: gamma-aminobutyric acid (GABA) A receptor, epsilon
Exons: 9
Coding region: 1-1494 (497 amino acids)
Biological process (GO): monoatomic ion transmembrane transport; signal transduction; gamma-aminobutyric acid signaling pathway
Cellular component (GO): neuron projection; GABA-A receptor complex; postsynapse
Molecular function (GO): GABA-gated chloride ion channel activity; benzodiazepine receptor activity; inhibitory extracellular ligand-gated monoatomic ion channel activity
Source: RefSeq, a predicted model, not a curated record
AUGUCACCCCGAGUUCUCGUGCUCCUCCUGGGCUUGAGCAUGCUCCUCCAGUCGAGGGUUGAAGGACCUCAGUCCGAGUCAGAGAAGGAAACCUCUGGCAGUAGUGACGGCUUUGCCAGUCACAAGCCACAGGAUGCCACAAAGAAGCCCUUCACUAAAGGAGGAAAGCCUGCUGGUACUGGCCACGGGACUGCCACAGGCCCAGGAGCCUCUCAGGUCCUGGAGACUAUACUGAGCAACUCUGACUACAAACUGCGCCCAGGCAUUGGUGAGAAGCCCACUGUGGUCACUGUCCAGUUCUCAGUUAACACCUUUGAGCCUCUCUCUACCCUGGACGUGGAAUACACCAUUGACCUGCUUUUCUCUCAGACCUGGUAUGACGAACGCCUCCGCUACAAUGACUCCUUUGAGACCUUUGUUCUGAACAGCAAUGUGGUGAGCCGGUUAUGGAUCCCAGACACCUUUUUUAGGAAUUCUAAGAAGACCCCAGAGCACACGAUCACCAUGCCAAGCCAGAUGGUUCGCAUCCACAGGGAUGGCAAGGUGCUGUACACCAUGAGGAUGACCAUUGAUGCUGGAUGUGCACUGCAUAUGCCCAGAUUUCCAAUGGAUUCUCACUCUUGUCCUCUGUCUUUCUCUAGCUAUUCCUAUCCUGUGAGUGAGAUGAUCUACAAGUGGGACCAUUUCAAGCUUGAAAUCAGUAAGGACAACUCCUGGAAGCUCUUCCAGUUUGAGUUUAAGGGAAUGGGCAACAAGACUGAAAUUCUCUCAACCGCUGAUGGUGAUUUCAUGGUCCUGACCUUUUCCUUCAACGUCAGCCGGCAGUUUGGCUAUGUCGCCAUUCAGAACUAUGUCCCUUCCUCUGUGACCACCGUGCUCUCCUGGGUUUCCUUUUGGAUCAAGAUCGAUGUGGCUGCUGCUAGGACCUCUCUAGGGAUCUCCUCUGUGCUUACCAUGACCAGUUUGGGCACCUUUUCACGUGUCUCCCAUAUCACAGCCCUGGACUUCUAUCUGGCCAUCUGCCUUAUCUUCUGCUUCUGUGCGCUGACUGAGUUUGCUGUGCUCAACUUCCUGACCUACCACCAGAUGACAUUCUACCGGCCUCCGAAUGUCCGCCAUUUUCGUCGCCGGACUCGAGCUCGUGCCCGUGCCCGAGCCCGUGCCCGAGCCCGUGCGCGUGCCCGUGCCCGUGCCCGUGCCCGUGCUGAGCAGCUUCAGGAAGCUUUUAUCUACACCAUCGUCAACCUGGAGGGAAAUUAUGAGGAGUGGCAGAUCCCCGCCGCAGGUGGUCCCCAGCGGGUGAAGCCUAUCUGCAGCAAGAGACGCACAGGUUGCAAGAAAUAUUUUUGCAUGAUCCCCAAUUGCAAGGGUAGCACCUGGCAGGAAGGCCACCUGUGCAUCCACGUGGGCCGUCUGGAUGACUACUCACGGCUGCUUUGCCCACUGGCCUUCUUCUGCAAUGUGCUCUACUGGGUUUUUUGCCUGUGCUGGUAG